AUGGGUCAUCACGACCAUAUGUUCAAGGUGCUAAUUAUCGGGGACGCCACCGUUGGGAAGACCUCGCUGGUCCAGCGGUAUGCUAACGAUAGUUUCAACAAGCAUUAUAAAUCUACUGUGGGAGUGGACUUUGCUCUGAAGGUGGUUCAAUGGUCAGAGUCCGAGACCGUGAGGCUACAGCUAUGGGACAUCGCAGGUCAAGAGCGCUUCACAUCCAUGACUCGGCUGUACUACAGAGAGGCGUCAGCCUGCAUUAUCAUGUUUGAUGUCACCAGCAUUACCACCUUUGCCAGCUGCCAGAAAUGGAAGCAGGAUUUGGAUAGCAAGUUGCAGCUGCCAGAUGGAAGUCCCGUCCCUUGCUUGCUGCUGGCUAACAAAUGUGACCUUUCUCCGUGGGCUGUGACCAGGGAAGAAGUUGAUCGCUUCAGUAAAGAGAACGCUUUUACUGGCUGGACUGAAACAUCUGUUAAGGAAAACAAAAAUGUAAAUGAGUCUAUGAGAGUCCUUAUUGAGAAGAUGAUGACUAUGUCAUUGAGUGAUGGAGACUCCUCUGUUCCAGGCCAUGGAGACUACAUCAACCUGAAGGAUCCAUCCACACCCAACUGGGGAUGCUGCUAGCUGCACAUUCAACAGCAACAGAUCAGGAAGCAACAGGGUCUUUCAAACAAGUAUUGGCUUGUUAAGAGUGGUAGUGAAUAAUUUCCCGGCAUUGC
Molecule: messenger RNA, 713 nt
Organism: Euleptes europaea (tarantolino)
Lineage: Eukaryota; Metazoa; Chordata; Lepidosauria; Squamata; Sphaerodactylidae
Gene: RAB29
Product: RAB29, member RAS oncogene family
Exons: 5
Coding region: 1-618 (205 amino acids)
Biological process (GO): vesicle-mediated transport
Cellular component (GO): Golgi apparatus; vesicle; trans-Golgi network
Molecular function (GO): GTP binding; GTPase activity
Source: RefSeq, a predicted model, not a curated record